Messenger RNA from Dacryopinax primogenitus, 511 nucleotides. RefSeq lists its product as uncharacterized. NCBI's taxonomy places the organism in Eukaryota, Fungi, Basidiomycota, Dacrymycetes, Dacrymycetales, Dacrymycetaceae. The annotation marks the transcript as partial. The transcript has 2 exons. The record is from RefSeq and is a predicted model, not a curated record.
UAUUGGUGUCUACUACGCUGAACAGAACAAGAGAAGAAACCGUCACCUGAGGUUGCUGGAAUGGGCAUUCAUACGUCAGCCACCACCAUGCAAGACCACCUUGCAGAUCGUCCAAAGUCGACCCAGCAAUUCAUCUCCUGCGCCCGACCAGUUCGAUAGUGUCUACUCGAAGCACACAAUCAAGCUUGAAUGCACACGUUGUUCCAAUGCAACUAUAUUACAUCAGAGCGCCUAUGACAACACUUGUUUCGAUUUCGAUUUACACUCACUUGUGGGGAUGGACCUGAUCUUCCAUAUCUUGUCCUCUCGCCCAGCACGAGACUUCCGCCGUCCACCUCAACUUCCCUCGCCUCAGCCCUCCCACCAGGCUCCGCAACCACAGCCCAUCCCCUACCCCACCUCUGCUUCCUCCCACUCUUCCUCUAGGCAAGGCCAGCCAGUGAUCCCGAACAAGGAGAAACCGCACAAGGCUCGGAAGUCGUUCUUUGCUGCUAUUCGCAAUAUUGGAAAC